AUGGUUUUCAAGAAACUCCCAGACGGGGCCGUCUACAACGGCGAGUGGCACAACUGCCAGCCCGAAGGCUACGGGGCGAUGACCUACACCGACGGCUCACGAUACGAAGGCACCUGGCAUGAGGGCCAACGGGACGGCACGGGCAAAUACGUCUGUCCAGACUACGAGUUCCACGGCACCUGGCGACACAACCGACCCAAUGGACAGGGGGUCAAGACAUGGAAGACGGCAGGCGUGUAUGACGGGUGGUUUGUGAACGGGCUUCGCGAAGGUUCGGGCACCAUGACAUGGACCAAGACGGGGAGAAAAUACACUGGCCAGUGGAGGGGUGACCGCAUGAACGGGCGUGGGAUAUGCCACUGGCCAGAUGGGACGUGGUACGACGGGGAAUGGAGCGUCCUGGAUGGGGAGAGACAUGGUCAUGGCAAGUAUACGUAUGCGGACGGGUCGACGUAUACGGGGCUGUACCAGAAGGGACUGAAGCAUGGGGCGGGGGUUUUGGUGACUACGACGCAUGUCUACAGAGGGACUUGGAAGGAGAACAGGUUUGAGGGGGAAUUUACUGUCACAGUGCGGGCCACUGGGGUCAAGUCCAAGGUGCGGUAUAAGAACGGGAAGAAACAGUAG
Messenger RNA from Aspergillus terreus NIH2624, 627 nucleotides. RefSeq lists its product as uncharacterized. The coding region runs from base 1 to 627 and encodes 208 amino acids. The transcript has 2 exons. NCBI's taxonomy places the organism in Eukaryota, Fungi, Ascomycota, Eurotiomycetes, Eurotiales, Aspergillaceae. The record is from RefSeq and is a predicted model, not a curated record.